This is a messenger RNA of Prorocentrum cordatum, 891 nucleotides long. Lineage: Eukaryota; Dinophyceae; Prorocentrales; Prorocentraceae. The record is from the annotation of a GenBank genome assembly.
CGAAAGCACCAUGCAUCCUCGGAUCUCUGGGAAGCCUCGCCGACCCGGGCCUGGGGAUGCCUCGCCGACCCGGGCCUGCAUGGACCCCCGAGCAGCGCGGCCCUGCGCGCUCCUGGGCCUGGGCCCCCCCAGGGGCCGCGCGAAGGGCGUGGGCCUCCCCGCUGCCGGGGGGCCGCUCUCCCGCUGGCGGCCGGUCCAUCGGGCGUGGUCCUGGUCUAUGGCGGCAUGGGCCCGUCGGGCUCCCUCAGCGACGUCCACGCGUACAGGGUCGUUGAGCGGAGCUGGGUCCACUGCGCCACCACCGGGGCUGCGCCUUCGGGGCGGGUAGCGCCUUCCCUGGCGCUGUGGGAGGGCGGGAGCCAGCUGCUGGUCUUCGGGGGCAUGGACGACCUCGGUUUCCCAGAGGAGUUGCACAGCUUGAGCUUCGAGGGCAGCGACGUCCACUCGGGAGAGAGCCUCGUCGGCCACUGGUCCGUCGUAGAGGUCGGGAGCACGAGGCCCAGCGGGCGGUACGGCCACACUGCCGUCUUCGACGAGGCCAGCUCCACCAUGCUCGUGUUCGGGGGCUCCGACGACCACUACCAGGCGCUAAAGGAGCUAUGGCGCUACGAUGCCGCUGCGCAGGCGUGGUCCCUGCUGUUGCCCUCUGGGGCGGCGCCCGCGAGCCGCUACUACCACGCGGCGGCGUGGGGCCCGGCGCAGGAGAAGAUGUUCGUCAGCGGCGGCAUCACCGGCGGUGCCGACUUGCCGACGGAGGUGCUGGGCGACCUGUGGGUCUACGAUGCCAGGGAAAACUCGUGGCGCGAGCUGGUCUCCAGCAGCGCGGGCGUCGCGGCGCCCGCGCGGUGGUCCCACACAUGGUCUUCAUGGACACCGUGCAGGAGAGCCUGA